AGACAAGGUCUGGGGCAGGGUCACACGGUGCCUGGUGGCUUGGUGGGUCCCCAUCCCACCAGCCCCCAGGCAGCACGGCAGGGCUCCUGGUGCCACACCAAGGGCAGUACUGAGGUGGAACAUCCUUCUGGAGUCCAUGCCUUGGUGCCUCCACAGGUCCUCAAGGCCAGAAGGGAUAUAAGGAGAGGGCUGAGGGGAGCAGGCAGUCACUUUCUGCCUGCAGACUCCAGAACCUCCCUCUGCCCAUCCUGGAAGGCAUUUGCAGAGGGUGUAAAGUGCAGCCCCAGAGAUCAUUCCAUCCCUCAGCCUGGGCAGUAGGAAACCUUGGGAUGGUAUCCCCAACCCUGUCCUUCUUUGCCUGCACAGGUGGCCCUGGUCAGCGAGCCCAGACAGCGGUGGAUGAGCGCUGGGCACUGGCCUAGCCACACACACACACCGGCACCAUGGACUUCGUCAUGAAGCAAGCGCUGGGCGGGGCCACCAAGGACAUGGGGAAGAUGCUGGGGGGCGAGGAGGAGAAGGACCCCGACGCGCAGAAGAAGGAGGAGGAGAGGCAGGAGGCGCUGCGCCAGCAGGAGGAGGAGCGGAAAGCCAAGCACGCCCGCAUGGAAGCGGAGCGGGAGAAAGUCCGGCAGCAGAUCCGUGACAAGUACGGGCUGAAGAAGAAGGAGGAGAAGGAAGCAGAGGAGAAAGCUGCUCUGGAGCAGCCGUGUGAGGGCAGCCUGACGCGUCCCAAGAAGGCGAUCCCAGCAGGCUGUGGGGAUGAGGAAGAGGAGGAGGAGGAGAGCAUCCUGGACACCGUCCUCAAGUACCUGCCCGGCCCACUGCAGGAUAUGUUCAAGAAGUAACAGCACCGUCAACCCUGCCAUAGGGUGCUGGGGCACGGGCGCCCUCUCUCCUACAACUCCUCCAUCAGUUCCCUUGGCCCCGGAGAGGGGGUCUCCACACCCCCUCCCAUCCCCUCCUGCCCUCUCCCCCAACCAGACCAAAAGCCCGCCCCGUCCCGUCCAGGCAGGGCCCCCCCACCACGCCAAAGGGGAGCAGCCCUGGCCGGACAGGGCGAACCGGGACCAAAUGCACUGAUGUAACCUCGCGGCAGG
This is a messenger RNA of Cyanistes caeruleus (blue tit), 1100 nucleotides long. The record is from RefSeq and is a predicted model, not a curated record. Lineage: Eukaryota; Metazoa; Chordata; Aves; Passeriformes; Paridae.